Grus americana (Whooping crane) is the source of this 1892-nucleotide messenger RNA. RefSeq names its product FH2 domain-containing protein 1-like. Bases 40 to 1794 code for a protein of 584 amino acids. Lineage: Eukaryota; Metazoa; Chordata; Aves; Gruiformes; Gruidae. The record is from RefSeq and is a predicted model, not a curated record. The transcript has 10 exons.
CCCACCACCCCCCCCAGCCCAUCCCGGCCGGUCCCGGCCAUGGGGUCCCCGCGCCGCCCCGCGCCGCCGCCGCCCCCGGGGCCGCCCCCCGCCCCGGCGCUGCCCUCCCCGCCGGCGGCCGCGCAGGGCGGGCGGCUGCGGGCGCUGCACUGGGAGCCGGUGCCCGCGGCGAGGGUGCGCGGCCGCCGCUCGGUCUGGGCUCCGCGGGCCGCCCCGCCGCCGUUGGACCUGCCGCGCCUCCGGCUGCUGUUCCGAGAGCCCCGCGGGGCCGCUCCGGGGCAGCGGCCGCCGCCCGCCGCCGCGCUGCUGGAGCCCAAGCGGAGCAUCGCCCUCGGCGUCUUCCUCAAGCAGGUCAAGCGGCCAGUGCACCAGAUCGUGCGGGACAUCCAGGAGGGUGUCGGGGCGCCCUACGGGGCCGAGAAGCUGCGGGAACUCUCCCGGAUGCUGCCCGGCGCCGCAGAGGUGGCCCGGCUGCGCGCCUUCCCUGGCAGCCCCCACCAGCUCCCUGACCCCGAGCUCUUCAUGCUGCUGCUGACGGAGGUGCCCAGCUACACCCAGCGCCUGGAGCUGCUGGUGCUGAAGGAGGAGUUCUUCCCCCGGCUCAGCGCCCUGCGCGGCUCCAUCCAGACCCUGACAGAUGCCGCUGUUGAGCUGCUGGAGUGUGAGGAGCUGCAUGCCAUCCUCCACCUCAUCCUGAGCACUGGCAACCACCUGAACUCGGGUGGCUACGCCGGCAGCGCUGUCGGCUUCCGCCUCGCCUCGCUGCUGAAGCUGCCCGACACCAAGGCCAACGAGCCAGGCAUGGACCUGCUGCACUUCGUGGCCAUGGAGGCAGCCAGGGCGGAGAAGAACCUGCUGGACUUCCCUGGCAAGCUGCGGCACGUCGGCCCAGCGUCGCGGAUCGAGGCGGCGGAGGUGGAGGGGGAGCUGCAGCGGCUGUCGGGGCGGCUGUCGGGGGCCCGGGGCCUGGGCAUGGAGGGCCUGGGGCCGCAGCUGCAGCCCUUCCUGCGCGAGGCCGAGGAGGAGCUGCGCGGGGCAUGGGACGCGCUGGAGCAGAUGCAUCGCGCCGCGGACGCCACCCUUGACUUCUUCUGCGAGGAUGCAGCGCCCGGCGGCCUGCAGGAGCUGUGCGCCGUGCUGCACGGCUUCGCGGGCCGGCUCCUCGCUGCCGUGCAGGAGAACCGGGUGCGGGAGCAGGCGCAGCACCGGCGGCGGCAGCUGGAGCAGGAGCGGCUGAAGCGUCGCUCCAUCGCCACGUGCUCCACGUGGGACGCGGCCCCGCGGGUGCUGCGGCCGGCUGGACCCUUCCCGCUCACGCCGCAGCCCGGCCGGCACGGCCUCCGCUCCCCGCACCCCAGCUCUGAGCCCUGCCUGGCUGCCCGGCAAGGGGAUGACCCCCCUUGUUCCCCCAGCUGCGAGAGCCCCCACUGUCCCCCAGGGCUGCCGGGUCCCCCCUGGCUGCCCGCAGCCCCCCCGGCCCUGCUGCGGCGGCACACGGCCCCGGCGCUGCCCGAGGUGGGGGGCUGUGAUCAGCCCUCCCCGAGCGCCCUGGCCAGCGGGCAAGCGGGGCUUCUCGAGCCCGACCUGCCUGAGCCGCCCCCCGCGGCCACAGCCCCGGCCCCCCCUGGCCCCACGCCCUACUUCAGCCUGGCCAGCCUCUUCCAGUGGAGGGGGGCCCAGAGGGGGCCGGGGUCCCCCCAGCUGCCCCCGGCUGUCCCCCCCGAGGGCUCUGCCCUGCUCGGCUUCCUCCGGCGCCUGGCGGGAGGGAAGGGGCGCAGGGACCCCCCCAGCUGAGGAGUGGCCAAGUCCUGCCUUUCACCCCCCCCCCCCUCCCGGGGCCACGUUUUACCCUUCCCUGUGUCCCUGCUUCCCCUCCGGUUCGUGGUGACAAU